AUGGCAGACCCCUUACUGACAUCGCUCUGCACCAUCUGCCAUAUACAAACUCCUAAAUACAAAUGUCCUCGAUGCGGAACCCGAACAUGUUCCUUAGCCUGUGUGAAGAAGCAUAAGAAAUGGUCAUCAUGCAACGGAGAACGAGAUCCAACAGUAUAUAUGCCGCGGGAGAAGUUGAAGACGGAUGCCGGAAUCGACCACGACUACAACUUUUUAACCAAAAUCGAAAGAUCCGUCGAACGAGUUGAGAAGAUACUCAAAGAAGAAAAGGACAUACUACCACAAGAUGACACCGCAUCGCGACCGCCACCCAGCAAAAGAGCACGUCUCCAUAAGGGCCAAAGUCGCGGAAGGGUUACAUUUGAACAGAAUUCGCGGAGAUGGGACAAGAAUUCGAUGCAGCGGAUGCGGCAGCUGGGCAUCCGUGUUGCGUCUGUUCCCUACGGCAUGACUCGGGCAAAAGAGAACAAAACGAGCUGGAACAAGCGCACGAGAACUAUGAAUUGGCAAGUCGAAUGGCUUGAGUGGAAAUCUAUUGGCUCUGCUGAGGAAAGUCCCGAUACGGACCCUCGAAAAUUUUACAUAAGAUACUGGAUGAAGUUCCUCUCUACGUUGGAUUCGCAGAGAGUUUGGAAUAUCAUCGCCAGCGCCAUCUUAGCAACCAGGAACGUACGCAGGAAAAAGCAAAGAUCCCUGGAGGACAAGAAAAUAAUUACUGGGGGUGGCCAAGAACUGGCUACGACGGCUUGGAGUGGCGGGGAUUAUGUUAUGCAAGACUCGAAAACGGCUGCGUGGAACAACGAAAUUUCAGGGUCACAAAUAAUCGAGGGGCUGAAGGAUAAAUACCGUUUCUUCUACCUUAAGCCAAGGACACCUUCUAGGGAAGCACAAAGGCUCAUACCACUACGGCCAACCGACAACUUGGCUACCAUUCUACCUGGGCUCGACAUUGUCGAAUUCCCCACCAUAUAUGUAUUACCAGCUAACUCCACGGCCGUUCCUGAAGGAUGUGUUGUUGAGAGUAGACUGGGAAAAUCCAGGAAGCGGCAAGGUUCUGGUUUGGUUGGAUACUUGAGUGAAGAGGAGGGAGAGGCUAUGGAUGAACAAUUGGAUGGACAGGAUGAUGAUACUACGAGUAGUUCAGGGUCAGAUUCUUUUGACAUGUCAGAGUAA
Daldinia childiae is the source of this 1173-nucleotide messenger RNA. Its product is annotated as Box C/D snoRNA protein 1. Bases 1 to 1173 code for a protein of 390 amino acids. The record is from RefSeq and is a predicted model, not a curated record. The transcript has a single exon. Lineage: Eukaryota; Fungi; Ascomycota; Sordariomycetes; Xylariales; Hypoxylaceae. Gene Ontology annotation, biological process: maturation of LSU-rRNA from tricistronic rRNA transcript (SSU-rRNA, 5.8S rRNA, LSU-rRNA); box C/D snoRNP assembly; snoRNA localization. Gene Ontology annotation, cellular component: nucleus; pre-snoRNP complex.